Molecule: messenger RNA, 2763 nt
Organism: Nicrophorus vespilloides
Lineage: Eukaryota; Metazoa; Arthropoda; Insecta; Coleoptera; Silphidae
Gene: Ork1
Product: open rectifier potassium channel protein 1
Exons: 6
Coding region: 381-2471 (696 amino acids)
Biological process (GO): stabilization of membrane potential; potassium ion transmembrane transport
Cellular component (GO): membrane
Molecular function (GO): potassium ion leak channel activity
Source: RefSeq, a predicted model, not a curated record
UGGAUCCAGCUAUAAGUAAUCUUGUCAAUAAUAUUGUCAUAUAUUAUAACAUAGAGUAACAAAGGUGUGAUUGUGGCAAACGAAAUUUGCCGCUUGCUGUGUCCAGUCCAGUUCGGUUCGGUGAAAAUACUCGUGCAAGUAUGUGUUUGAAAAAUUCUUCGGUACAAGCAAAAUGGAUGGGAAGAUAUUGACGGGCCAGAGCAGAAAACACGCCUUGCAAUUCAUCGAAAUUCACCAAACACCGACAAUUGUUACAUUAGUGUUAUUGUUGAUGUUGCUAUUGUUGCAACUGGACUUGCCAGAGAGGAGCCUGUCAGUGUUCAGUGAUUGAUCCUGCAACGAGAAAGACUGAUAUUAUUUAAGCAAAACUCGUAGCCAAAAUGAUGUCUAAGAAGCAGUGGUUUGUGCUCCUGUGCCUCUACAUAAUCUAUUUACUGCUGGGCGCUUCCUUCUAUUACCAAAUUGAGAGCAGGGCAGAACGAGAACGAAAAUCAGUGGAGAGAAUCGAACGCAAGGAAAUCGAAGAUUUGCUGAAGAUUCAUUAUAUACCAAGCAUAAAUUCGUCGCAAGAAGAGAUUUUCGAGAAGUUGACAGCGUAUUGCGGGAAACCCAUGCACAGCAGCAUGUCGAAACAUGAGGAUCCUCUGAUUUGGGACUUCUACCAUUCUCUGUUCUUUGUAAUUACAGUAGUCAGUACUAUAGGUUACGGAAACUUGGCUCCGACGACGAUGUUGGGCAGAAUAGUUAUGAUUUUUUAUGGACUCGUCGGCAUACCUAUCAAUGGUAUCGUGAUGGUCACGUUGGGUGACUUCUUUGGGAAGAAGUUUACGAAGUUGUAUAAUCGAUGGAAGACGGACAAAAUGCAUCAUGAUAAUGCGAGGCUUGGUCUCAUAUUUCAAAUAAUUCUCUAUCUGGUACCUGCCUUUACCUUGCUUAUAUUCAUACCGUCUGUGGUUAUUAUGAUUUUUGAAGGUUGGGAUUACGAUGUUGCAGUUUACUAUGCUUUCGUAACAUUAACUACGAUAGGUUUCGGCGACUAUGUUGCAGCUGUUGCCGACAAUGGUUUUGGUAAAUCAUUUAUAUUUUACGAAAUCUUUCUCUUGGUUUGGAUCAUAAUCGGUCUGGGCUACGUGUUAAUGGUGCUGGGAUUCAUCUCGAGAGGUCUGCGCAGCAAGAAGAUGCAUGCCAUCGAACAAAUGUUAGCUCACAACAUCAAACGGACUCCCGAUAAAUUCAGAGCCUUAAGAUCAUUGCUGCACGAGAUUCUGGUUAUGAGAGUCAAACCGGUCUACAAGAAGAAACAAUCUAUAUUUGAAGCUCCGAGCGUCGGCUACAGGAGUCAAUCUUGUCCAGAUCUAAGCAUGUACUUCAAGAAAGACUCACCAACAAUGGUCAGAAAGCGAGCUGUAUCGGAAUGCGUGGAUCAAGAAGGAUUGCCACGCGUCCAAUCUGACACUGACCUCCAUUUGAUUGACAAAGAAUUGACCUUUGGUUCUGAUAAAAAGAAGCAGCAAACCGAAUUAUUAUUGCGAGUUUCCAAUGUCUUGGGUCAAACUAUCGAAGAGGAUGUAUGCUGUACGGGUUACAACGGUUUAAGCGAUAGUCAGAUCUUGGAAUCGGAAUGGACAAUCAACAGUCAGAAAAGCGAAACGAAUUCCCAAAUACCAAUAAGUUGGAGGCCAAGAGCGUGCAGUGAAGUUAAGUUUCCAUUUGAAACGCAAUAUCCUCAGUCGAAUGAAAACACUUGGUACGGUCAGACUGCUUCUCUGAAACUCCAAGAAAUGCGUGAAACUAUGAAACAUGGCAGAGCUAGAAGCAGGACACUUCCAGUGCAACAAGAACCUUUGAUUAAACUUCCACCAACGAGAUUCUUUGAUAAAUUACGUAAAACAUUCCGUCGUAAGAACAAGAACAAAGACAUCGAGAAACAAGAUAUAUGCACUUCUCCACCACCGCAACGCAGCAGAGCUUUCAGUGAUGUUCACAACUAUUUGGCAGAUACCCGAAAUGGUAGGCCGUCGGUGCUUUCUAUACAAGAGCAAGAAGAUAUUCAAACAAUUGCUGAACUCUUGGUUGCUUUAACCAACGUACCGGAAAAUAAACCUAAAAGGAAACUGGGUACAGCGUCUUUGACGCCUCCACAAGCUUCAUCCCCACAGGGCUCGAGAAAAAUGGAGGGUUCUCCUCCGAAACGAAGAAGAUCUGCAAUCAGACCGGCUUUCCAAUCAAGACGGUCCUCGAUGAUACCCACAACUCCAACCAUCAUACAGCCUCGAAGACUAUCACUCAGACCUGUCGCUUUCGAUGAGAAUAAGCUAUCUCCGCCUCCUCCGUAUAGUCCUAUGCAAGCUGCCAGACCUCGAAGAUUUUCUCUGAGACCUGUUCCAAAUACAAGUGCAACUCCAAGCCCUGUGCAAAGGCAACGCUUACGAAAAGCUUCCAAAGAUCAAACAAACGCAUGGUUUCCUUAGCUUCAAUUAAAACAGUUGGAAAUACUUUAAGGUUCCUGUUGAAAAAAAAACAACAUUUAUUUUGAAUUGAAUUGAUAUUAGCGAACAUUUCGCCCAUCGGAAUUACUGAUUGCGCCAAAGUUUUCAACUUACGUGCCAAUAGCCAGUGAUAUAGAUAAUAGUAAUUUAUUUUUUAUAUAGCAUUUAUUAGUCACUUAAGCAUGACAUUUCUGUUGUAUAUCCUACUUUAAGGCUCUAUCAAAAUAAUUGUACAGUAGUUAUAAGAAAACAGUUCAACUGUUGUACCAAGAAA